Molecule: messenger RNA, 633 nt
Organism: Linum tenue
Lineage: Eukaryota; Viridiplantae; Streptophyta; Magnoliopsida; Malpighiales; Linaceae
Source: the annotation of a GenBank genome assembly
AUGGUUAUGGAUCUGUCCUUGGUUGCCGAUGCAGUCACAGCAAUUGCCAGCGAACAGGGGCUAGGGUUUGGGCUUGCGAAUUUGCCUCUCCCGCGCCAAAAUUUCCUCUCGAUCAGCAACCUCGCGCUCUCCGACUGUCCCGCCGACCCGAUCGCCAGCGUCCUCCAAACCUCGGCGAUCAUCGUGGACGCGCUGGCCCCGCCUCCUGUGAAGCCGAACAAGCACCGAACUGCCCGCCGGACGCUGAUCCGGAAAAAGAGACGCACCAAGCGGGGUUCCUCGACCGGCGGAGACUCGGAUGAUUUUGGGGUUUUCGGCGGGGACGAAGGCGGCAGCGGCGGCGAGGGUCCGUUCGGAUUCGGCGGCGGCGGAGGGAGGUGGGGCAGCGGCGGCGGCGGUUGGGAUUUUGGCAGGUUUGGUGAGCAGAAUUGGGACGAAUCGUCUUCUUCCUGGUGGUCGAGUUGCAACUUCGCUUAUGGGUUCGUCUACGAGGUGGUAUACUGGAUUGCCCUGUCGAACUGUGUGCAUUUUGCUUUCAAGAAGGUUGCCAGAAUCAUGGCGGAUGGGGUUGGGAAUGGUGAGCUGCAGCAGAGAGCAAAGGUUCAUCAAAUGGGACUGACUCCCGUCUACUGA